Molecule: messenger RNA, 1485 nt
Organism: Paraphaeosphaeria sporulosa
Lineage: Eukaryota; Fungi; Ascomycota; Dothideomycetes; Pleosporales; Didymosphaeriaceae
Product: DAO-domain-containing protein
Exons: 1
Coding region: 1-1485 (494 amino acids)
Cellular component (GO): cytoplasm
Molecular function (GO): oxidoreductase activity
Source: RefSeq, a predicted model, not a curated record
AUGUUGAUUCCCUUGGCGACUGCGCUCUUAUCCAUUGCUGCUCUGGCACCAGAGGCUCGUGCUCUUGCAGUGCCUUCACCACAGGCGCCUCUCGCCAGAAGGGAUAACCUCGACCAGAUAAUUCUUCCUGGCUUCCCGCACCCCAAUCCUACAGUCUCAUAUUGGCAAGAGCCACCACACCGCAUCGCCAAUCUCCGCACCACUCCAGAGCUCCCAACAUCUGAGGUCUUUGACUAUGUCAUUGUCGGCUCGGGUAUAUCAGGCGCGGCCGUUGCCUUCAAGUUAUUGUCGCGCGACCCAAGUCUCUCUAUAUUGAUGCUGGAAGCUCGCACGGCUGCUUCCGCCGCCUCUGGCCGAAACGGCGGGCACUGCAAGCCUGGCGACUGGAAAGAGGUGAAAGACUGGGUCGAUCUCUACGGGGAAGAUGAAGCGCUCAGAUUAGGGAAAAUGGAACAGGAUUGCGUCGAUGACGUGCGCGACUUCGUAAGGACGUACAAUGUCUCCAGCGGGUGGCAGGAUGUCGAGACCGCAGAUGUAUACUGGACGAAAGAGGCGUUCGACGAGGCCGUUGAGAUCAAGCAGUUCCAGGACGAACUUGAGAAGCGUCGACCAAACGACGGCCCUUGGAGCAACAAGCGCACCGUGUAUGCAGGCCAGGCGGCGAGAGACUACUGGAAGUGGCCCCAGAUCCUCGGCGCGGUUGCGUAUACCUCGCACACGCAGAACCCGUACCUGACCGUGUGUGCACUGCUCGAGCAGAGUUUGGAGAAGGGCUUGAACCUGCAGACUACGACUAUGGCUCUGAGCAUCGACAAAGUGAACAGCUCGGACGCCGGAGCCAAGUGGGAGGUCAAGACAGAUCGAGGGACCGUGAGGGGCAAACAGGUCGUUCUGACCACCAACAGCUACACCAACGCGCUGCAUCCUGGCCUCGCUAGCACGGGUUUCCUCGUCCCGCAGAGGAAUCAAGUUGCAGCGGUGCACCCGUCGAAAGACACCUCCAACAACACGGUCUUCCGUCGUAGUCAUUCUUACCCCGAUCUCCACAGCGGUAACAACUACAUCGCCAUCCGCGCUCCAGGCGACAUCGGCGCAGGCGAUGUAAUCGUCGGUGGAAGCACAAAGUUCUCCCCGACUCGAGAGAGGAACAUCACGGACGACUCGGUGAUCAACCCCGACAUUGCGGACGAUCUGCACGGCGUAGGCCGCGUUGUUUUCGGGUACGAGAACUGGGGUGAGGAGACGAAGGUUGUGAAAGACUGGACGGGCAUUAUCUGCAACACCCCGGAUGGGUUCCCCGUGGUUGGGGGUCUGCCAAACGAGGAGGGACUCUGGGCUUCGGUGUGCAUGAAUGGACAUGGGAUGGCGUGGGCGUUCCGCAGCGCAGAGGCGCUGGUGCAGAUGAUGGCGGAGGGCGAGACUCCGGAGUGGCUUCCAAAGCGCUUCGAUAUCAAUCGGGCGUGGAAUUACACUGCAGAGAAAUGA